This is a messenger RNA of Oldenlandia corymbosa var. corymbosa, 3477 nucleotides long. The record is from the annotation of a GenBank genome assembly. NCBI's taxonomy places the organism in Eukaryota, Viridiplantae, Streptophyta, Magnoliopsida, Gentianales, Rubiaceae.
AUGGAAGAGUCCCGAAAACACCAGGUAUCAUUGCGGGGAGCCAGUGCGAAGGAGCUAUCCAGGGAAGAGCUUAUUCAGAAGGUUUCUCAGCAAAGAGAACUUCGGAAUCAUAUCCGCAGAGCCACCGCUGCUGCUCUUCUAAUUCAGAGAAUUUGGCGGGGCCAUAAUGCAAUCAAAGUAGCUGCUUUGCAGCUUCAGAGAGAGUGGUUUACAUUGAUGAAUCAAGAGGUCAUGUCUAGGGACAAAUUGCAGAUUGUCUGCAUUGUUCUAAGGCCCUUUAUCUUCUUUAUGACAUCUUUAUCAAGUCGAAGUCGUAAAUUUCAAUCCAGAGAAGUUGAUUGCAUGAAACUUUGUUUCAAGGUUCUUUUAGAAAGUAUAAAUUCAACUGAUCCAAGUAAAAACUUUUGCUCUUUGGUUGUGGGUAGCUCUGAAGAGAGAAGAAUAUGGAAGCAUCAAUCAAAGAAGCUAAUUUCCCUGUGUCUACAUAGUUUGCUGGAGUUUGACUACUCUAUGAGUAGGGUUCAUGAUACAUCCACUAUAUCAUUAGCUAUGCGGUUAGCAGUUGUCUUGACUGAUCGAAAAGCUUGGAAAAGCAUAACAGAUAGCGAUAUUCAAGAUGCAGAUACAGCAUUGAAGAAUUUAACCUGGUUUUUAGGCAGCAAGGAAAGUGGGGCUUACAAUAUCAUCAGGAGAUACAUUAUUCAAUUGCCACCCUCUAUUCCUAGUCAAGGAACCUCUUUGGGCACAACAGAUGAUGGCUUCUUGAUCACCGCUAGUGUGCUAACUGUAGCAUUGCGUCCUUUUCAUGUAACCGAGGUGACUGCAAAUGAUAGUGGUGUACACUGUGCAGCUGAAGGUUACUGUAUUUCUCUGCUUACAAUACCUUGGUUUUCUCAGCGUCUACCUGCUGUCCUUCUACCUGCUCUCAGACACAAAUCUGUUUUAUCGUAUUGUCUCAGGAGGAUGCUGAUGUCGAAAGAUAGAGUUUUGAAGGACUUAUCAGAUAUGGAUCAACUGGAAACAAAUUUGUAUGCAAUGGAGAUGCCAAAUGUUGCUUGGGCUCUUGCAAAUAUUGUCUUUCUUGCGACUGGGCUAGAUAGUAAUGGACUUGGUUCUGCGAAAUUUUGCCUGGGAUUAGAUGUCGUGUCAUAUGUCAACGUUGUUGUCUUGCUUGCAGAAAAUCUGUUGUCACGUUUUGAAAAAGAUAAAGCGAUGAGUUUGGGGAAACGAGAAACUGGUGAUAUAGACAACCAGGCUGAUUUUAUUGGAAAAGAAUCGCAUGAAUCUGAGGCUAUUCAUGAAUCCUUAAAGAUGUCAUACACUGACCUUCUUAGACCAGUUUGUCAGCCAUGCCAUCUCAUGGAACUUGUGAACCUGGAAGGAAAUAUUUCUGCUCAGAAUACUGAUAAUCUAUCACAUCAUAGUACCAUUUGGAAGGUAGGAUUGCUUGAUGUAGUUUACUAUUACUCAAGCAUUCUAAGAGUAUUUUCAGUACUGAACCCCAUGGCUGGGGCUCUGCCAGUCCUCAACAUGUUGUCUUUUACCCCUGGAUUUCUUUCAAAGCUAUGGGAUGCAUUAGAAAAAUCUCCUUUUAAGAACCAAAUUCCUAUUGCGAAUUUGUCUGGCAAUAUAACUUCCAGAGGCAAAAGUGGUCUACCUUCAGACAGAAAGCAGAAGAAAUUUGCUAAAGAGGGUGGUAGUAGAUGGGUCAAUGCGAUGCAUAAAUUUUCUGGGAACUCAAUAACUAAGUCAAGCCAUACAGACUCUGCAGAAGACUCCAGUUUGGGAAGACUCGCAGAUCAGUCUCCUGGUGUAUGGAAUGUGGAGAUGCUAAGAUCUGGCCCUGUUGGCUUAUCUAAGGACGUGUAUUGUCUGCUUCAUUUAUUUUGUGCCACAUACUCUCACCUGCUUUUAGUUAUGGAUGACAUUGAGUUUUAUGAGAAACAGGUGCCCUUCGAAUUGGAGCAGCAGCGAAAAAUUGCAUUGGUGCUUAAUACACUUGUCUACAAUGGUGUAUCCCACAAUUUAAGUCCUGACAAUAAGCCUUUGAUGGAUUCUGCAAUUCGAUGCUUGCAUUUGCUCUACGAAAGAGACUGCAGACACCAGUAUUGUCCUCCUGCGUUAUGGCUUUCACCUGGAGAAGGAAAUCGUCCACCAGUUGCUGUAGCUGUCAGGACUCAUGAAGUUAUGUGUGCAGCUGUAAAAGAAGAUAAUACCUCAUCCUCUUCUAUUAUAACAUCUGUUAUCACUAUUAUUCCACAUGUCUUUCCUUUUGAAGAAAGAGUUGAGAUGUUCAGAGAAUUAGUCAAUAUCAACAAAGCAUCUCGUAGAAUGGCUGGUGAGGCAGUUGGACCCGGCCCUGGAUCAACUGAGAUAGUUAUUCGCCGUGAUCAUAUUGUUGAAGAUGGUUUUCGGCAGCUGAAUGUUCUUGGACCAAGGCUAAAAUCUAAUAUUCAUGUUUCAUUUGUUAGUGAAUCCGGUCUUGCUGAGGCUGGCCUUGACUAUGGUGGGUUGUCCAAGGAGUUCUUGACCGACAUAGCAAAAGCUAUGUUCUCACCAGAGUAUGGGCUGUUCUGUCAGAGCUCCACCUCAGAUAGACUUCUAAUUCCUAAUACAGCUGCAAGAUUUCUAGAGAACGGGAUCCAAAUGAUUGAGUUUCUUGGAAGAGUGGUUGGCAAAGCUCUUUAUGAAGGAAUAUUACUUGAUUACAGUUUCUCACAUGUUUUUGUACAGAAGCUGCUGGGCCGCUAUAGCUUUCUUGAUGAAUUGUCAACACUUGAUCCUGAGCUGUACAGAAAUCUUAUGUACGUUAAGCUUUAUGAAGGUGAUAUCAAGGACCUGUCACUGGAUUUCACAGUAACUGAAGAAGCACUUGGUAAAAGACAGGUCAUUGAGCUAAAACCCGGUGGCAAAGAUGUAGCUGUUACUAAUGAGAACAAGUUGCAAUACAUUCAUGCAAUUGCAGACUAUAAACUUAAUCGGCAGAUCCUGCCGUUCUCAAAUGCAUUCUAUAGAGGGUUGACUGAUCUUAUUUCUCCAUCUUGGUUAAGAUUGUUCAAUGCGAACGAGUUUAAUCAGUUGCUAUCUGGUGGAAGCCAUGAUAUUGAUGUUGAUGAUCUGCGGAAAAACACGAAAUACACGGGUGGUUAUAACGAAGGGAGCCGAACAGUUAAACUCUUUUGGGAGGUUGUUGCAGGACUUGAACCAAAGCAACGUUGUAUGCUUCUUAAAUUUGUGACAAGUUGUUCUCGUGGUCCUCUACUGGGGUUCAAACACUUGCAGCCAUCUUUCACCAUUCACAAGGUUGCCUGCGAUGUACCUCUAUGGGCAACAUUUGGGGGCCGGGAUGUUGAUCGGCUUCCAUCAGCUUCCACUUGCUAUAAUACUCUGAAGCUUCCAACAUACAAACGCUUUGGAACAUUGAGAGAGAAACUGCUAUAUGCUAUCAAUUCUAAUGCUGGAUUUGAACUUUCUUAG